CAUUUAUCAUUCACACGAGUUUGCAUCUUAACAAACAAAUCUGACUAUUUGUUUAUAAAAAAAUGAUGUGUGGAUCAGACACCUGCUUUUGAAACAGCUUCUACUUCUCAUUUACUAUCUGGUAAAGGCAUCAUACGUCAAAAAGAUGUAGGCUUGGUUAGACAAAGUGGUGUGUGGUGUUUUAUUUGUGAUUGUCAAAAGGGGUGCACUCAUUAAACUUCUGAUGAGUUUUUUAUUUACAUAGCAGGUGGACAUGACGUCACAUGGGGUCGCAGUGCUCCAAAAAACAACAAUAUCCAACUCCGCGUAAGUGCUUCCCCGGGGUCUGCAUUAUAAUAAGCUAGUCCCAAAUACUUCGCGGAAUACAUCUUGAUGUAUUGAAUCGUAAUGCAAAAACAAGCUACUUCUUGGCAUUGCGCGUCAUGCGAGAGCAUUCUAGCAGGACGGAGUGUACUGCUGUUUCUGUUGCGUGAGUAAUAACAGCAGCACACUGACUGAAGACAGCAGCACGGCUACGCGGGCAUCUCCGAGCGGAGGAAUAUCGCAGCUUUUAUUUACUCAGCGCCUUGUUGUUCAUUUUUCUACUUUAUGAUUAACUCGUACCUCCACGUGUGAAGCCUUCACAACUGCGCAACUCAGCAUAGACUUGUUUUCUUCUUGCCCGCGUUGUUGACGGAGGCAGUAAGCUACUAGUCUGUUUUUGAUCCUCCUCACCUCUGGCCUCCUUGUGUUUCUUGUGACGGACACUACUGGCAAGUUUCUCCCCCAAGGGAUGAAAUAUGGAAUGGCAGUUGCCAUAACGGAAGUCAGAACAAGUGUACUCUGAAGUCCAGUAAAAGUGGUUUGUAAAUCAUGAUGCAAGAGACGGCCACAGAGACAAUAAGCAACAGUUCACUGAGUCAAAAUGGAUUGAGCAACCUAAGCAACCAAUUAGAUGCUGGCGUGCGCGACGGCAGACCGAGCACUGACACAAGCGGCGAUGUAAGCACAGUCGAGCUGCUGCAUCUCCAACAACAGCAGGCCCUACAAGCAGCAAGGCAAUUACUCCUACAGCAGUCAGGCAGCGGCCUGAAGUCUCCAAAGAACAACGACAAACAGCGUCCACUGCAGGUGCCAGUGUCUGUGGCCAUGAUGAGUCCACAGGUGAUGACCCCCCAGCAGAUGCAGCAGAUUCUCCAGCAGCAGGUCCUCUCCCCACAGCAGCUCCAAGCCCUCCUGCAGCAGCAGCAAGCUGUCAUGCUGCAGCAGCAACAUCUGCAGGAGUUUUAUAAGAAGCAACAGGAGCAGCUUCACCUCCAGCUCCUGCAGCAGCAGCACCCGGGCAAGCAGUCAAAAGAGCAGCAGCAGCAGCAGCAGCAACAGCAGCAGCUGGCGGCUCAGCAGCUCGUGUUCCAGCAGCAGCUCCUCCAGAUGCAGCAGCUCCAGCAGCAGCAGCACCUGCUCAACAUGCAGCGGCAGGGCCUCCUCACGCUGCCCCCCGGCCAGGCCGCCCUCCCCGGGCAGACCCUGCCACCACAAGCAGGCCUCAGCCCAGCUGAACUGCAGCAGCUGUGGAAAGACGUGACCACGGCACACGCAAUGGAGCAAGACAACGGGCUGAAGCACAACAGAGAGCAGAACAGCAGCGGUGGGGGAAACGUGGGACGCGGCGGAGAUGGUGGCGGCCUGGACCUCACCACCUCGAACUCCACCUCCACUACCUCCUCCACCACCUCCAAAACAUCGCCGCCCAUCUCUCACCACAGCAUCGCCAACGGCCAGUCCCCGGCCCUCAGCUCUCGGAGAGAGAGAGAAUCCUUGCAUGAGGAGACAGGAGCUGCUCACUGUCUUUAUGGUCAUGGAGUGUGCAAGUGGCCCGGGUGUGAAAGCGUCUGCGAAGACUUUGGACAGUUCUUGAAGCACCUUAACAGUGAGCACGCUCUCGACGACAGAAGCACAGCACAGUGUCGAGUCCAGAUGCAGGUUGUUCAACAACUAGAAAUACAGCUUUCUAAAGAACGUGAGCGUCUUCAGGCGAUGAUGGCCCACUUACACAUGCGACCCUCUGAGCCAAAGCCGUCUCCCAAACCUCUGAAUCUGGUGUCAAGCGUCACCAUGUCUAAGAACCUGCCGUCAGUGUCCCCGCCCACCCUACCUCAGACGCCCACCACGCCCACGGCCCCCAUCACGUCGCUCUCCCAGAUGCCCCAGGUGCCGUCCAUGCUCAGCGCCGCCAACGUGCCCAGCAUGGGCGCCAUGCGCCGACGCCACUCUGAAAAGUUCUCCAUGCAACUGACAGGUGGUGACAAAAUAUUUACUUUUCCAGAGAUCGCCCCAAACUAUGAGUUUUAUAAGAAUGCCGACGUGAGGCCGCCCUUCACGUACGCAACCCUUAUUAGACAGUCGAUCAUGGACUCCAAUGACAUGCAGCUCACUCUUAACGAGAUUUACAGCUGGUUCACGACCACCUUUGCCUACUUCCGCCGCAACGCCGCCACCUGGAAGAACGCUGUGCGUCACAACCUCAGCCUACACAAGUGUUUUGUGCGCGUGGAGAACGUCAAAGGAGCCGUGUGGACAGUAGACGAGAUGGAGUACCAAAAAAGGCGCUCACAGAAGAUCACAGGAAGCCCCACACUAGUGAAGAACCUGCCCUCCAGUCUGGGCUACGGAGCAGCUUUAAACGCCAGCUUGCAGGCUGCGUUGGCAGAGACGUCCAUGCCCUCCCUGCUGGGGGGCGCGGGCCUGUUGACCAGCAGCUCGGCGGGGCCCCUGGCCGGCAGCCCCCCACUGCUGAUGUGCGGCAGCCCCCCCAGCCUGCCCCCGCCCACCCACGAGGAGCUCAACGGCGCGCUGGAGCACCUGGACACCAACGGACACGGCAGCCCCGGAUACUCCCCGCAGACUCACCUGUCCUCCAUCCACGUUAAGGAGGAGCCAAUCAACAUGGAUGAUGACGACUGUCCAAUGUCGCUGGUGACGACAGCCAAUCACAGUCCAGAGCUGGACGAUGAUCGCGAGCUGGAGGAGGGCAACCUAUCAGAGGACCUGGAGUAACAAGCCCCGCCUCUUAACCCAUCCCAUUAUAACAAACCACACCCAUACUGUCUGUCCAGAUUAGCCACAAGGCCACGCCCAUAGACUAACCCCUUUCCUCAUCUCAAACCACUCGGUAACCAAGGAGAUUGGAGGUCUGACUAUUUAUUGAGCAUGUGUUCGGGGAUAACAAAAACGGCCCAAAGAAACUCUUUGCUGAAGCCUUUGGGAGUCAGUAGAACCAGCAUGAGAUGCCUGGUUGUUUUUUUUUUUUUGGUUGUUUUUUUUUGGGGGGGGGGGGGGGGGUGGCAGUGGGGAAGGAAGAGAAACAAACUCUACGAAAGCAGACAAAACAAAACAAACAAAAAACAAACACACACUACAAAGAAAAAGACUUUUGUUUCUGUCUCUCGAGCAAGCAGCUUGGACAACAUCAGGCUGGAGAGACGAACAAACAAACGCAGGCGCACAAGCGGAGCGGACGUUUUAAAAAAAGGAUUCCGAACGACCGCGCCUGACUUGUAUAAAAAUAAUGGCCUCAUGUACUGCCAAAAAAGAAGACAUUUUAUGUUUGUGAAUAUCCCACCUGCAGUAGUUGUUGAUGUUAGAGACAAUUGCUGGUUCAAUUCAAAUUGUUCUGUUCUCAUUUGCACAGGAGUAGUAUCAGAUAUUAAUGUCACUGCCUGUACGUUGCUUCAGAAAGUUUUAAAAACAGUGUUUUUUUUGUUUGUUUCAAUCGUUUUCCUUAACCAUGCCUUUUGAUUUUGAUUUUGAUUUUUGUUUUCUUUUUUUUUAUUAUUACAAAAGAAGCGCCAACUGUAAAUUCCCAUCUCUGAAUUCUCAAAGAGAGAACCACACGGUUUCACGACUGUUGCAGCUGUCCAAAAAAAAGAAAAGAAAGAAAAAAAAGUAGGUCUCUAUCUUUGUGCUGGGACGUGACGUGUGAUACAUUGAGAUGUAACUGUUUGUGAGUACCACGCUACUAGAACAAGAAAAAAAAAAAAAAACGAAAACGAAACCAAGAAAAAAAAAUGGCUUAGAGAUGCAUUUCUGCGUAUACUUCUACCGUUGUCUUUUACCUCCUCUUUGGAAAAGCUUUGUCUACCUGCAAACAGUCACGGGCAACAGCUGCAAACCAAAGCCUACACUAUCAAUGGCCAAUAGAUUAGACAGAAGUCUGCCAGUCAGCCUGGUAGCCCUUCUGUAACUUUAACCUAAUACAAAGAGAAGCUUUUUUUUUGUUGUUUGUCUGCUAACUACCUUCGAUGAACCUCUGGGAUUGUCUCUAAUACCCUGUACAAAGAUUUUCGGACAAAGGAGUCGAUUUUAAAUGUAUAAUUUGAUGAGGAGUCGUAGAGGGUCCACUUUAGGGAGGGGGUACAUUGUGUGUAUUGUGGGAGGGGAACUGUUGUCGUUUAGCCGAAGGUAGAUACUGGGAACCAUUAACGAGCAGCUAUAAGUGGACCAUGACCAAAACUAAUAUUUGUGUAUCAGUGGAAGUACAGAAAAAAACAUGUCAGUGUUGUUGAUGUUGUUGCUGUGGAGAUAUUUUAUUUUUCUGUAUUGCUUUUUAAUUUUUAAUUUUUUUUAUAACUUCUAUUCUUUCUUUGAUCACUUGUGUUGCCAUUGUGUUAUUGGUUUUUCUAGUGAAUGUGUACUGUUCUGUGGGACUGUCAAUGAAUCGUCACGUCUUUAUAUCGCCAGUCUGCCAGCAUAGAGCUGGCCGAUCGCAAAACUGAAACUGAAAAAAAAAACAUUGUAACCAAACAUUUUAUGAUAUCUAGAUAAGCCAAAAAACUAAUUUCUCAAGUUGUGGUAAGACGAUGUGGCUCGGUCAUUGUGUAAAAGCAAAUAAUAAUAGCCAUCAUAGCGAAGGAUCCAGAGGAAGAAGAAACAAACCUUUUCUAGGUGAUUUUUGCUUCAUAGCGUGAGACAUAAGCUCUCUCUGUACGAAACCAGCCUGUCGACCAGAGACACACUGUCAGCUGUGAGGCCUCAUGUCAUGUUUGAGAUAAAGGAACAGGUUGAUGUGUAGCUGUGGUCGCGGUGUGGUUCCUCUGUAGCGAAUGUCAUCUAGAAAAGUGCACGUCGCUUUAACACUCACAUUUCUUCAGUCAAACCAAAGUAACACAAAUUCUGCCUCUACGUAUACGCGAUAGAACUGCUUCAACUGUGCACCAGAUCGAAAUCUUGCACGCAGUCCAGUUUGAUAUUUCCACUGUGUUUUUUUAUUAUUCGCUAGUUUAUUUACUUUGUAUUCCGUGUUUUUCUUCUUUUUUUUUUUUUUUUUCUUUCUUCAUUUUUUCUCUUUUUUGUCUGCUGGCUUUCCUGGUCCUCAUUCAUGGCCAACUACCAAUGCAGAAGGGUGUCUACAACCUAAAAUGCUUUGUAUUGUAUUUACAAUAUUGAUGUAUGUCUACUUAAAAUGUAUGGGGAAAUACCGUUUUACGUUUUGAUUUCAAGUGUGGUGCCACAAGAGGUUGGAUGCUAGAGAUUAGUGCGCACACACACACACACACACACACACACACACACAAACAAACAUGCAAACACACACACACACACACAAACAUGCAGACACAUACGGACUUACACACACACACAUACAAACAUGCAGACACAUACGCACUUACACACAAAAGGACACAUGCAUUAACACACACUCAUACACACGCACCAGUUCCACUCAAAGACGGAGCUGGGCCCAGGAACAAAGUGUACUCCUCCUGCUUUGCUGGAGUCAGCGAAUUGACUUGAAGAUGACGUUCAUAAUAAUCUUAUCACACCAAAUAUACGGACGCCGUGUCUUUCAAAUAAAAAAGGAAGGCUUUCUCCCACUUACCCAAAAAAAAGGCUUUCUAAAGAAAAAGGUUCUACCUCUGCACAACGUUUUUUUUUUUUCUUUCCCAACAAUUACGUCAGAUUGCACGACUAACCCGAACGCCACAAGAGCUCUCUUUCUUCGCUCUCUCUGCUCUUCUGAGCUGGUCUCCAUGGACACGGCCGUCAGGCGGUUUACAUUCCCUGUGUCAGACAUGGCAGAUUUGCUUUGUGAAAGGUUGUCCUCGAACAUUUGUAGAAUGGUUAUGUAAAAAAAAUAACUCUACCUGUGAGGGGUAUUGUGUUUAAAAAAAUGCAUGUCUAAACUCAUUUGGUGGACUGGAAAUAAGAAUGAAUAAAAAUGCAUCUAAAUGUGAAGCAUUGGGAUGGUGGCCUACUGUUAGCGUACCAUGCAUAUGAAUGCAUACCUCAGCUGUAUUGCUUUGGGAAGGACAAAAUAACUCAACCACAGAAUGCAUAUAAUCUGUAGAUUUUGCAUGGGUUUUGUAAAAAUGAAAAAAAAAAUAUUAAAAAGACAAAAAAAAGAAAACAAGUCUAAAAUAGUUGCUUGCACACAAUACCAGGAAGACCUCCAGAAAUGCAGUCUGCUCCCUCACUAGAUUUUAGGAUUGUCUGGGAUUCUUCUGGGAUGAUUUCGUCUGUAUUUUGAUAAUUGUGCAUAUUAUGUAUAAAAAACAUUGUUGGUGGACCCAUACAAAUUUACCAGACAUUUUUUCUAAGCUGAGAAAAAAAAAGAAAUCAAUGUUUCUUUUCAGAGUUUCAUGAAAAUUUUUACUGUUCUCUCUCUCAUUGCUUGCUAAGACUAGCAACCCUGCUUUCUUUCUGCAUCUGCUUUGCGUAGCUGUAAGGCUUUAAUCUAAUGUGUGUAUUUAUUGCCUGUACCUCUGUGAAUACGUUAUGAAGCAUCAUGUCUGGCCGUUGAGUCGCGUAUCCUUUCUACUCUUGCAAAUCUCUAAUAAUCGGGAAAAUGAUCCCCUGUGUAUACGGUAAAUUGGAACUGUAGCAAAAAAAAAAAAAAAACAUGUUUAUGUAAUUGGUGAAUAACUUUUUUUAAUCGGUCUUUAUAAUUUUUUUGUUUUCUUUCUCUUGUUUUCAUUUUUUUUUUUUUUUUUGAUUGAGGGUAACUCAUUUUUGAUACUUUUCAUUGCCGUGUACUGUGUCCAUAUGUUUAAGAUAGGAGAGUAGAGGUCAUGAUUGAGAGUCGUAAAGAAGCUGUUAUUAUUUUCUGUAUCCAUGGCUUUUUUUCACUGCUGAAGAAAAUAAAGGACCAAAACUUAGGAAAUUUGAAAAA
Molecule: messenger RNA, 7147 nt
Organism: Clupea harengus (Atlantic herring)
Lineage: Eukaryota; Metazoa; Chordata; Actinopteri; Clupeiformes; Clupeidae
Gene: foxp2
Product: forkhead box P2
Biological process (GO): regulation of transcription by RNA polymerase II
Cellular component (GO): nucleus
Molecular function (GO): RNA polymerase II cis-regulatory region sequence-specific DNA binding; DNA-binding transcription repressor activity, RNA polymerase II-specific
Source: RefSeq, a predicted model, not a curated record